Messenger RNA from Leishmania braziliensis MHOM/BR/75/M2904, 1422 nucleotides. RefSeq lists its product as hypothetical. Lineage: Eukaryota; Euglenozoa; Kinetoplastea; Trypanosomatida; Trypanosomatidae. The transcript has a single exon. The record is from RefSeq and is a predicted model, not a curated record. The coding region runs from base 1 to 1422 and encodes 473 amino acids.
AUGACAGCGCAAGGAGAGGCUGCGAAGGACGUCAAGACUGCAGCGCGACCGCAGGACGGUCCGAUGGUGCCAGAUUACGGGCCACUGCGUGCGACCGGCUUAUGGUCCGUAGAUGAGGUGCUUGAUGAGUCGAAGAAGACGGUCGAGUUCCGGCGCAUCGACGAUGUCGAGAGCGAGAUCAUUGAAAACCUGAAGAAUGUCGAGGAGGCCCUCGUCCCGUAUGAGGAAGAGGAGGCAUGGAAGCACAAACUGAUGUUUGAGUGCAAGUUCAAGAAGACACCGAAGCACCUCACGUGGAAGGAGCUUGGCGAGGAGAUCGAGUGUAUGGACUGUGUGAUUGAGCUGGAUGAGCACCGUCCCGAGGAGAUUUUUACCAUUUUCUUCUACUUCAUCGUUAAGAAGACCGGCACGCGCGACCUGGUGUGGUCAGCCCGGAAUGACGUCUCGUACUCGGAGGGUUUUACCGAUCUCCUGGCCGCUGUCGGUGCAUGCUUGGGCCGUUCCGACGUACAUCGCACCAUCCGCUUUGAUGACGGGGUCGGCUGUACGCGAGACCUCACCUUUCGUAAGCGGUCUCGCUACACAUCCGACGUGUACGUGGCCUUUCGACCACCCGAGAAGUACGACAAGUUUCAGCGGAAGGAAGAGAAGGACGAGUACGAAGCAGCGAUGGAGAGGGAGGGCAUGAGUAUGUGGGGGUACCACCCGUCCCUCAUGGAUCCGGAGUUCAGCGAGCUCGACUUCAAGGACCCUGAGGGCACGUACGAGAUUGCCCUAUCCGCUCACAGCUUCUCGUUUAUUGUCCUGCGUGCCAUUCGCCGCCUGCUGGCUCGGCCGAUGAAGGACUUCUACCGACCUUCGCAGCUGAUGCGCACGGCGAAGGUGAAGACGGAGGACGAGAUCGGUUUCACGCACGCCUUGAAGGGCUGGCUAGGCGUCGAUGAGCAACUCUACCCGCACCACACGCCCAUCGAGGCGCUGCAGGACCACUGGCUUGGCAAGGACGCCCCAUUUAGUCUCUGCGCCAUUGUCAACAAGCUGCGUGAGAUGAACUACCUCAAGAAGGAGAACCCUGAGUUGCAGUCGUGGCUCUCCGUGCGGAGCCACGACACCCACCUCGCCAUUCGCAACAUGGGGGUGAAGCUGCUCGGAGUCGGGGCCAGCACACUAUUUGUUCCAUUUUCGCAUAACGCCACUGUAAAUUGCCUGCUUCCCAAGCCGCAGCAGCGCCGACUGGAGAGUCGAGUUUCGCUGAACGCUGUUCUGGGGCUUCCAGACGAAACGCGCAAGCUGAAGGAGUUCAAGAAAAUUACUGGUCACGACCGCAUCACCGAAGUGACAACAUCCAGCACGCGGGAGACUGCGACAGUCACGCCCUCCAGCCAAGAGGACGCGGCAAGCGUGAAGAACAUGCCGAUGUAG